Molecule: messenger RNA, 2276 nt
Organism: Tarenaya hassleriana
Lineage: Eukaryota; Viridiplantae; Streptophyta; Magnoliopsida; Brassicales; Cleomaceae
Product: ubiquitin-like-specific protease 1A
Exons: 9
Coding region: 309-1736 (475 amino acids)
Biological process (GO): protein desumoylation
Cellular component (GO): nucleus
Molecular function (GO): deSUMOylase activity
Source: RefSeq, a predicted model, not a curated record
CCGAAACGCCAUCUACUGAUACUGCUCCAAUAGCUUCGCCCGAUUAUAUUCUCUUCCUUAGAAUCUCCAAUUUGUCUGGUCGAACAGCUCUCUAGGGUUUCGUCUUAUUUGGGGUUUUAACCAGACAAAAAGAGUUUGAUCUUAGGGUGCGAUUUGUGAGUUUCAGUUCCUGGGCUAUAUCCGCAAGGGUUUUUGCUUGAAUGGGUUUCUUUUUUUCUUUUUUUCUUUUUUUUUUGAAUUUCUAAGGUUUAUGUUCUUCUGAGUCUAAGUCGGCGCUAUUACCAGAGACAACAAAUACAAAGACAGUGAUGAAUGUUUUCAGUUUGAGCCCACCUUCUAAAAAUUCGAGAUCUUCAUCUUCACCAAGAGCCAUGGCGAGGGGAGUCUCUCGUUACCCAGGAGCGAAAGCUCCUCUGCGGAGGGAAGUUCAUGCGCCAUCACGAGUCACCAAAUUUGGGUUGUCUUCCCGCACAAGUCAGCGACACAGAGGAAGUGAUUCUUCGUGUAGCACAAGACAGGAAUCCGGUAAUGAUUUUGGGGAAAUUUUCCUUAGGAAUUACGAUGACGCCAAGCUAAAAGCCCUUAGUGCGCUUAGCUACUUGAGGAAGGAUAAAGACGUGGUUGAUGUUGAUAAUGAGCCUGACAACGUGGUCGUGAUUUCUGAGGAUGAUGAAAUUAUGGAGAUUGAAGUGAUUGAUAACGGGGUUGUGACAGUGAACGAAAUGGAAGAGAAUGUGGCGGUGGAAGAAGGAGAUUCGGCAAUGGAGGUCAAGAAAAUGGAUGAAGGGAACGUGGGAGUUGAUUCGCCAUCUAAUAUGUGGAGCUCACUUGUCUUGAACCGUUCCAUGGCCAAUGUUUCGAGUUUCGAAACUUACAGGAAGUUUCUGGGGAGUGCCAAGAACCGGACUUCUAGACUUAAAGAUUUAGGCUUUACAUAUCUUCUGAAAGAAAGGUGUCUGACUUUGUUGAAAGGGUUGCUUCCUUUAUGGAAGCAAGCUGAAGAAACUGUAAAGGAGGUACCUCGUGAACCAUUUACACCUCUUUCCAAAGAAGAAGAGAAUGUAGUUAAGCGUGCUCUCUCAGCUAAUAGUUGGGAUGUCCUGGUUAGUCAUAAGAAAUCAAAUAUUGACAUUACAGGACAAAAUCUGAGGUGCCUUAGGCCAGGUCAAUGGUUGAAUGACGAGGUCGUUAAUAUUUACCUUGUGUUGCUGAAAGAAAGGGAAGCUAGAGAACCGAAGAAGUUUCUGAAAUGUCAUUUUUUCAAUACAUUUUUCUACACGAAGUUGGCUAGUUCAGAGGCCGGAUAUAACUAUAACGCCGUCAGGAGAUGGACUUCGUUGAAGAGGUUGGGAUACCGACUCAUUGACUGUGACAAGAUAUUUGUCCCUAUCCAUAUGAGCAUCCAUUGGACUUUGGCUGUUAUUAAUAGAAGAGAUAAAAAAUUCCAGUAUCUCGACUCAUUCAAAGGAAGAGAGCCAAGAGUCCUCGAUACACUGGCUAGAUACUUUGUUGAUGAGGUUAGGGACAAGAGUGGAGAAGACAUCGAUGUGAGUUCUUGGAAACAAGAAUUUGUCCAAGACCUUCCCCUGCAGAAGAACGGGCACGAUUGUGGAAUGUUUAUGCUGAAAUACAUCGACUUCUACAGCAGAGGUCUCGAUCUUUGUUUUGGUCAGGAACACAUGCCCUGUUUUCGGGUUAGGACAGCAAAGGAGAUUCUGCAGCUGAAAGCUGAUUGAUAAUCUAUCUUCUAAAGCAGAGUUUCACUGCCAGAGGGGCAGAUGGUUUUCAAGCCUCUUUGUGUACAUACACAACAGAAUGAGGAUAUGCAGAUGAACACAGGCGAAGCUUUUUCGGUGUACAAACAAUGUUCAUCAUGACAUGUCUGAAUUGAAACGGUGUUAACAGUGAAGCAAGAUGCCGUCUUCAUGUGCUUUGCAGGUUUUAGGACAGUGAAGGAGAUUCUGCAACCGAAAGCAGAUUGAGUUCUUCCCCUUGUAAACAGAGCUUCAGAAGCAGAGGGGAACAGAUAGGUUGAAGCCAAACUGAUGGCUUUGUUCUGCGCGAACACUGGUAAAAGACUGCCAUAUAAUUUAUACAAAAUGUGUGCAUGUGUGUGUGUGCGUGUGUAUACAUAUAUAUGAUUUUUUGCUAUCUAGAUUUGCAAAAAAUACGCAACAAUCCAUGUUGCAAUUCAAUUUUUGCUUAUAUUGAAGAAUUCAAACGACAAUCAAAUCAAAUUACUUCCUUGCUAUGGGGAAUCGAAACAAUUUCUUUCC